Xenia sp. Carnegie-2017 is the source of this 4472-nucleotide messenger RNA. Its product is annotated as histone-lysine N-methyltransferase SETDB1-like. The transcript has 27 exons. The coding region runs from base 1 to 4308 and encodes 1435 amino acids. Lineage: Eukaryota; Metazoa; Cnidaria; Anthozoa; Malacalcyonacea; Xeniidae. Gene Ontology annotation, cellular component: nucleus. Gene Ontology annotation, biological process: heterochromatin organization; negative regulation of gene expression. Gene Ontology annotation, molecular function: DNA binding; histone H3K9 methyltransferase activity; zinc ion binding. The record is from RefSeq and is a predicted model, not a curated record.
AUGCGCUUUUUAGCUAGCUGCUACAUACGCCGAGAGUUUUUGUACGUGAAGUACAGUGUUAAAUACGAUAAAGGUCCAAAGGGAUUGCUGUCUCUUAACCACGUGUGCCCUGAAGAGCCAGCCACCACAUUGGAUCUCUCUGUUGGUAGUAGAGUAGUUGCUCUUUACGGAGUCCUGGACUUGUGGUAUGCAGGCAUUGUUGCUGAAGUUGCGUGUGCUGCAAACAAGCAGCGAGUCCUUGUUUUCUUUGACGAUGGUUUUGCUCAGUAUUUGCCGCUGAAGAAAAUCCACAAAGUUCAUCACAAAGGUCAAAAUGUUUGGGAUGACGUAACAAAAGACUCGCGUGAUUUUAUUCAGGAGUACUUGGAAGACUUUCCCUCCCGCCCAAUGCUACACGUUAAAGUUGGACAAUGGAUUCGUACUGAAUGGAAAGGAGAUUGGUGGAGAGCGAAAGUGCUAAGUGUUGAUGGAAGCCUUGUAAAGAUGCUAUUUGAAGUUGACAGACGUUCUGAAUGGAUAUAUCGUGGCUCGACUAGAUUGGAUCCUUUAUACCAAACAUUGGUAAAUGGAGAACAACAGCAGUCAAAAAAAGCGAGAAAAUUGACCCGUGGUCGUCCGUCGAAGAAAGGCGUACCUUUCAUUGAAUAUAACAUCAGUCCGCCUUGUUACGGAAUAUCGACAUACAGUAAAACAGAUCCCAAAGGUAUUCAGCAACGACAGUUGAAAGAACAGAGAGAAAUCACCUCAAAACAACAACAGAAUGUAGAGUCACGUAAGGAAGAAUUAAAGCUUCGUUUACGUAAAAGCGGCGACAAAUCAUGGCUUGCAGUCCAUGAAAAAGCGUCUUCCAUUAAAUCGCCCGUCAUUGAACCAUCAACAUCUGAUGAAAAACUUCAAAAGGAUGUGUCUUCUUUCCCUCCAGAAGUACAGAAUAAAGCAAUCAUGAUUGAAGAUGAACCAGUCGUCGAAAGUACAUAUUCAUGCAUUCAAGCGAGUACUAUGAGAAAGAGGACUGGUGCGAGCUUAUUAAACAACGAGAUAUUCAAGUUCGAGUGCAGUGGUCAAAUUUCCACAAGCGGCAAAGUUUUUUCAAAGCAGCAAACUCCAUACAAACAAACCCCAAAUCAACAAACUACACACCAGAAAACUCCAAAUGAACAAACUACACACCAGCAAAUUCCAAGUCAACAAACUACACACCAGCAAGCUCCAAAUGAACAAUUUACACACCAGCAAACUCCAAAUCAACAAACUGCACACCAGCAAACUCCAAAUCAACAAACUACACACCAGCAAGCUCCAAAUCAACAAACUACACACCAGCAAACUCCAAAUCAACAAACUACACACCAGCAAACUCCAAAUCAACAAACUACACAUCAGCAAACUCCAAAUCAACAAACUACACACCAGCAAACUCCAAAUCAACAGACUACACACCAGCAAACUCCAAAUCAACAAACUACACGCCAGCAAACUCCAAAUCAACAAACUACACACCAGAAAACUCCAAAUCAACAAACUACACACCAGCAAACUCCAAAUAAACAAACUACACAUCAGCAAACUCCAAAUCAACAAACUACACACCAGCAAACUCCAAAUCAACAAACUUCACAGCAGCAAACUCCAAAUCAACAAACUACACACCAGCAAACUCCAAAUCAACAAAUUACACACCAGCAAACUCCAAAUCAACAAACUACACACCAGCAAACUCUAAAUCAACCAACUACACACCAGCAAACUCUAAAUCAACAAAGUACACACCAGCAAACUCCAAAUCAACAAACUGCACACCAGCAAACUCCAAAUCAACAAACUGCACACCAGCAAACUCCAAAUCAACAAACUGCAUACCAGCAAACUCCAAAUCAACAAACUACACACCAGCUAACUCCAACUAAACAAGCUGCGAAUCAACAAACUCUGAUUCUGCCAAUUCCAAAGCAACAAACUCUGAUUCUGCCAAUUCCGAAGCAGCAAACUCCAAUUCUACAAACAACAAAACAAUAUGCAGACAAUCAACAAACCCCAAUUCAACCAACUCUAAAGCAAAAAACAACAAAUGAACAAAUUCCAAUUAAAACCGUUGUGUGUAAAGCAAGUCCAGUCCCCAAUACUCAAUGGAAGGCGCCGUGGUUAAAGAAUCGCAAAAAAAGAGGCGCUUCCAGUGGUGGAGAUGGGCCCAAAACUGGCACUAGUGCUCAGACCACAAAAGUUGGGGAUGCUGCCAGCAUCUUGAAACAAAAAUUGGAGGAAAAAUUGAUAAAUUCACAAAAGAAACUAGCUGAUAGUGAAAUUGCAUCGUUUGAGACCACGGCUUUAUCAUCAGGUCCAGUGUCACAUAACUGUUCAAUUUUCUGCAGUCGGAGGAACAGUAAAUUUUCCAUCGAUCCCCUUCUUCAUAAUCCCCUAGCUCUUCCCAUAUUGUAUGAUUGGAAACGCGACGAGGUGAGGAGGAGGGGCAAGAGUGACAAAAGGGAAGUGUACUACCGCGCACCGUGCAAUCGCAGGCUAAGAAAUAUGAAGGAAGUUUUGAAGUAUCUGCAGUUAACGGAAGUUACCAAUUUGAACGUCGAUCAUUUUACGUUCGAUUGGAGAGUACAGACGGACGAUAAUGUUCCACCGGUUACUGUUGUCGAGGAUGUGUCCAACGGACAGGAAAAUCGACCAUUACCGGCUGUGAAUGAAGUUGAUGGAACUCGUCCUCCGAACAUUCAGUAUAUGAGCAAGAGGCAAUUUGCUCCUGAAGUGAAGCUUGCAACUGAACCUGGUUUUAUGGUUUGCUGUGACUGCACAGAUAAUUGCGAGGAUGCCACGAAAUGCGCGUGUAUUCAGUUGACAAAGCAAGGCUGCAAGGCAAUGGGGAUGGAUGAUGAAGACAGAAUGACGUACAAGUAUAGAAAACUGCGAGAUUGUGUUCAAACCGGUAUAUAUGAAUGCAACUCGAACUGCUCAUGCUCGACCAACUGUUUAAAUCGUGUCGUUCAAAAUGGAAUUCAAAUACGACUCCAAAUAUUCAAGACAAAAAAUCGUGGUUGGGGCUUGCGAACGACCGACGACAUUCCCGCGGGGAGUUUUGUGUGUACAUAUGCUGGCUAUAUUCUUAACGAAGAGCUUGCAAAUCAGGAUGGUAGGAAAUAUGGCGAUGAAUACAUGGCCGAACUUGAUUACAUUGAGGUGGCAGAGAAGGCCAAGGAGGGAUACGAAUCGGACAUUUCUGAUAUGGAAGAGGAUGACAAUGUUAUUGAUGAUUUACUUCAAUCUGAUGACAACAUCUCUCACAGUGGAAACAGUGCCACUGACGUUCGAAUUUACAUGGACGAAAAUGCCGAGAGCGAAGAAGAAAUUGUGGAACUGUCAAUUGACAACGAAAAGUCAAAAGUUUUGGAAAAAGGGAAUUGCCCUCGAAGCUCAUAUGACGAUUUUGGUAUCAAAGACAUCCAAAAAAACGACACCACUGAUACUUGUGGCAAAGAUGCUCCAUCUGAUGUCGAGGCUUCAAAGACGACGAACGUUCCAGUUAAUAGCAAUGCAACGUCUUUAAAAUACGAUUCUGCUAGUAAAGAAGCCAGUACUGAAUGCGCAAAUACGAAUGUCCCAAAGCUUCUCUCUGCCAAUGAUCUGCAACGACUGGCUGCUUAUCAACCAAAAAGCCUGGAACCACCAGUUCUUACCAAACGCGGCACCGUUCUCCAAGAGACGAUCGAAAAACUAAAAAUGCGCGUCGAGCCCAAAGAACCACUUCUCGAACGUUCAGAGUUUGUUGCCGAUAGUGAAGAUGCUUAUUAUGUUGAUAAAGUAAAGGAUAAUGAUGAAUCCGAAAGUACCACCUCGUGUAACUCCAGUUCUCGUACCCAGUCUGCGUCGAGCCGUAGUAGUUCUCCUUCUUUUGAGCUGACAAGCACUAUCAAGUCUAACAGUGAAACAUACGACAGUGAGAAACGCGGUUGCUCAUCUUUAAAACAUCCACGGUUGAAAACGGAUUUCGUAAGCGAAGCGCCGACUGCGAAGCUUCUGAAAACGCGUUCACUUUUUGGAGAGGAACAUUGUUACGUCAUUGAUGCAACGUUUGGUAACUGCGGGAGGUUUCUCAAUCAUUCCUGUUCGCCAAAUUUGUUCGUGCAAAAUGUGUUCGUGGACACACAUGACGUUCGCUUUCCUUGGGUCGCUUUCUUUGCACAAACAAAUAUCAAAGCUGGCUCAGAACUUACCUGGGAUUACAUGUACGAAGUUGGCAGCGUCAGCAAUAAAUCCCUCUAUUGUCUAUGCGGAUCAGCGAUUUGCCGUGGACGACUUUUGUAGUAAAAAUACUCUGGUAUUUUAUGCUGGUUUACUUAUAUUUUGCAAUAUUAAUGCGUAAAAUUUACUCCGCCUGUGGUCGUCUAUGUUAGUUCACUGUUUAAGUUGUAAUACGUCUUGUUGUCAAAACAUGUCAUAUGACAAUAUAGUCUUGUCCACCACUGAAA